Panonychus citri (citrus red mite) is the source of this 2575-nucleotide messenger RNA. RefSeq names its product b(0,+)-type amino acid transporter 1-like (gene sbm). The record is from RefSeq and is a predicted model, not a curated record. The transcript is spliced from 13 exons. Lineage: Eukaryota; Metazoa; Arthropoda; Arachnida; Trombidiformes; Tetranychidae. Gene Ontology annotation, biological process: amino acid transmembrane transport. Gene Ontology annotation, cellular component: membrane. The coding region runs from base 624 to 2183 and encodes 519 amino acids. Gene Ontology annotation, molecular function: L-amino acid transmembrane transporter activity.
UUAAUCUAAAAAAAGGAACCAAAUGAACAGAGUCUGUCAUGUUUAUCUCAUGCUCGCUGAUUCCUAAUCUCGAGCGAUAUUCAUUUCAAUAUCUUCCCAUGUUUCACAUCUUAAAUCCACAUUUAAUCUUAAUCUUCACCUAAAACCAAUUAAAUCAAUUCUAAACUAAAAUCGAUCAAUUUGUUAAAACUUUGAUUGAUUAUCUUAAAUAAAGUCCAGCAAUCGGUCUAAUAAAAUAACAUCAACAAAAUCGCAUCGGUUUAAUAUCAACAGUGAAUGAGAAUCAAAAACAUUAACAAUAACUGAUUAAUUAUCGUGCUAAUUGUUGAGGUUUUUUCUUUGAUUGUUUGAAAAUUUUCAAUUUCUAUCAACACAUAAGAUGUGAUCGACAUGAUUUACCUGGAGAAUUAACUUAGACAGACAACAAUUUAGAGCAAAGAUCCUCCUACGCAUAAAUAUCGACCUUUACUAUUUCCUUUUCCUUUUACUACUUUUCUCUCUCUCUCUCUCUUUCUCAAACUACUUUCUUUUUGUUCCUAUCUCGAACUUUUUAUCUUCUCCCUUUUCAUCUUUAUCCAUGAUUUAUUCAUCAUUAUCUUUACUACUAUUACUAUUAUUGUAACAUGAUGAUAAUUGAUGAGGAGUCCGAAAAUGGGAACAAAAUGGCAACCGAUGCCUUCCUAACUUCUGAGGACGGCAUUUGCUGCCGGAUUAAAUCAACGAUGAACAAUGCCAAUCCCUUUAAACCGUCCGUUCCUCAAGUAAACAACAAAGUAACUGAAUUGGUUGGCCUUAAACGGAGAGUUGGCCUGCUCUCUGGUACAGCUUUGAUCGUUGGCACUAUGAUAGGUUCAGGUAUUUUUGUCUCACCCAAAGGUGUACUCCAAAGAUCUGGUUCAAUAGGGUUAAGUUUAAUUGUUUGGACAAGUUGUGGGAUAGUUUCGUUGCUUGGUGCUUUAUGUUAUGCUGAACUUGGAACUUUAAUUACUAAAUCAGGAGCUGAAUAUUCAUAUAUUUUGGAAGCUUUCGGUGGUCUUCCAGCAUUUCUUUUCUCAUGGGUCUCUGUGUUCAUCUUAAAACCCGCCAUGUUGGCGAUUAUAUGUCUUACAUUAAGUGAAUAUGUUGUAUCACCUUUUUACCUUGGAUGUGAACCCGAUCUCUUUAUAAUUAAGUUAAUCACAAUUCUGGCCAUUGUAACCAUUACUUAUCUAAAUUGUCAUAGUGUCUCACUUGCAACUGGAACUCAAAAUGUUUUCACCGCCGCUAAAUUAAUUGCAAUCAUUAUAAUUGUGAUCGGCGGAUUGAUUGUGAUAUUCAAUGGAGAGACUCAAUAUAUUACUAAAGGAUUUGAAGGAUCUCAUUUUUCAUUCUCAGAUAUUGCCACCGCUUUUUACAGUGGCCUUUGGGCCUACGAUGGUUGGAAUAAUCUCAAUUAUAUAACAGAGGAACUGAUCAAUCCUUACAGGAAUCUUCCAUUAGCAAUUAUUUAUGGUAUUCCAAUGGUUACAUUGUGCUAUGUUAUGGUUAACGUUUCCUACAUGACGGUUAUGUCAACUAAUGAGAUACUUUCGUCCAAAGCAGUUGCUGUUAAUUGGGGAGCUCGAGUUCUUGGCUCAGCUUCAGUUAUCAUGCCGAUUGCCGUUGCUGUUUCAUCCUUUGGUGCUGGAAAUGGUUCAUGUUUUACCAGUGGAAGAUUAUCGUUUGCCGCUGCCAGAGAAGGUCAUUUGGUUGACGUUUUGUCUUUCGUUGAUUUUCACCGUUUCACACCUUCACCGGCAUUAAUUUUCAAUGCAUUUCUUUCUAUCUGCUAUGUUAUCCCAGGAAACAUCGAGAGUUUAAUAGAUUUUUUCAGUUUCACCGCUUGGCUAUUUUACGGCUUAACGAUGUUAUCACUUGUUGUACUUCGUUACAAGAGUCCAUAUAAAGAUUAUAAUCGUCCCUAUAAGGUUCACUUAAGUAUACCCAUUGGAGUAUCAUUUAUAUCUUUCUACCUCGUGAUCGCUCCGAUUCUUGAAAAUCCUCAGAUUGAAUAUCUUUACGCCACCAUGUAUAUUGUUGGAGGAGCUUUUGUUUACAUACCAUUUGUUUAUUAUAAGAUGAGAUUUAAAUCAAUUGAUCAUAUCACCAUUUUUUGCCAAAAACUGUUGCAUGUUGUUCCUAGUGAUGAAGAACCAUUAUUGUAAUUGCAACAUUGUUGAUCAGUUAAUUGUCGAAAGAUUUGCUAUCAUAAUUGGUUGAUCAUUGUUGAUAAUUGUCGUUCGUACAUUGAUCACAUCGGAUGGUGAUAAUACAAAUGCAAUCAAAGGAUAAACUUGACAAUUAUUAUAAAAAAAAGUUCAAUUGUUUGCGAAUUAAUCAAAUUAUUAAUAUAUAAGAAAAAAAGUACGAAAAAUUAACUUUAAUUUAUCUACUGAUGACAAUUAAAACGAAAUGAAACAUAUUUACAAUUCAGACCAAAGAAAUUACUUUAAAUUGUAAUUGAAUUUUGUGUUUGACGAAAUCUAUGACAAUUUAAAUUUAAUUAUAAUAAUUAAGCAGCUCAAUUGCAAUAAAAUGAACGAAAUGAGAAUCGAAA